Messenger RNA from Nicotiana tabacum (common tobacco), 1483 nucleotides. NCBI's taxonomy places the organism in Eukaryota, Viridiplantae, Streptophyta, Magnoliopsida, Solanales, Solanaceae. The record is from RefSeq and is a predicted model, not a curated record.
AGUUGACUUUCUUGAAUGCUGCAGCUCAAAUGUAUUCCAUUUCCAAACAUCCUAUUCCAAAUUAUAUUCCCUUUUUAGGCUCCCCUUUGUCCAAAUUUCUGAUGAAUUCAACAGGUUAUUUCUACAUAAUUCUCUGUUUUCUAAUUGCUACUGUGGUUGGAUCUGAAUCAAUUACUUCAGACUCAUCUGCUAAAAACUCACUUGAUUCCUUACUUCAGCAAUAUGCAUUCAGGGAAUUGAGGUGGCCAAGAGUCAGAACUGGUGUUCCUUAUGAUGCAUAUGUCCCUUGUAACUUGCCAGGAAUUAAAAUUUCAGCAUUGAUGCUUACAAGAUACAGCUUAAAAUGGAGAUCGUAUGGGUAUUAUAAAGAAUUCCUUAUCCCUUCUGGGGUCAUUGAGGAACCAUAUGCAAGGAAACUUGUUCUGGUUUACCAAAACUUGGCUAAUUGGUCCUCUUUUUAUUAUCCUUUGCCUGGUUACACUUAUCUAACUCCGCUUUUGGGUAUCUUGGCUUAUGAUGCUUAUGAUUUGUAUGCUAAAAAUGUACCAGAAUUAGAUAUUUUAGCAUCGGAAGAUCCUAUCACUAUCAAGUUCCACAAUGUGCAGCCUGCACCACAAGGGUCUUUGCCCAAGUGUGUUUAUUUCUACUCAAAUAAUUUGGUCGAAUUUGGGGAUGUCACAGAUGGAAAUAUUUGUUUAACUAGAAUACAAGGCCAUUUUGCUAUAGUUACUGAGGUGAAAGUUGCUCCAAGUCCUCCUCCUAGUGCUCCAAGUCCUUCUCCUGCAUCUGAUAAAAUUGCUCCGAGUCCUUCUCCCACAGCUGGUGGAAUUGCCCCGAGUCCUUCUCCCACAACUGAUAAUAUUGCCCCGAGUCCCUCUCCUACAGAUGAUGGAAUUGCCUCAAGUCCUUCUCCCACAACUGAUAAUAUUGCCCCGAGUCCCUCUCCUACAGAUGAUGGAAUUGCCUCAAGUCCUUCUCCCACAGCUGGUGGAAUUGCUCCGAGUCCUUCUCCCACAGCUGGUGGAAUUGCUCCGAGUCCUUCUCCCACAGCUGAUGGAAUUGCCCCGAGUCCUUCUCCUACUGCCGAUGAUCAUAAUCAUCAAAAGUUCAACUCUAAAGCGUGGACUAUUUCAUCGCUAUUUCUAAUAUUUGGUCUCUUGGGAAUAUUGGUUGUUAUUGUUAAAAAGUAUAGAUUAUUCGAAAUAAGAGAGAGGUUGGCAGGAGUUGUUGAGCCCUUGUUAGAGAACACAGAGGCGCCAUUGCCAUUGGAAGCUCCAACUAGACUGUUGACGUAGAAUGAUUAUGUGCUUUAGGUUACACAAAAACUAUUCACCCAAGUGACAAGAAAUACAUAGUGUAUAAUCAUUUCUCGCAGCAUUUAAAACACUAAUUCAUAUGCUGACUUGCUUACUUAGGUACAACUUGUUUGUUAUAUUUUUGAACAUAUGAUGAUUCAAUUGUGCCUUCUUUAACCUUGACUAAU